Protopolystoma xenopodis is the source of this 813-nucleotide messenger RNA. The record is from the annotation of a GenBank genome assembly. NCBI's taxonomy places the organism in Eukaryota, Metazoa, Platyhelminthes, Monogenea, Polystomatidea, Polystomatidae.
AUGCCACCGAACCCAUUCAGCUGCUUCAUGCCCUUCUACGACCCGUUCGGGCGCUCCUCUCUACUCGCCAACUCCGUGAGGACGCCACUUUCUUCUAGUCAAAUCUGCGAUACCACCACUCCUGUGGCCAGCGCCAAUAGCACUGCCGGUCCCAACACCAGCACCGCCUCUUUGAUGACCUCUUCCAUCGUGACCAACACUUCCGGCAAGCCGAUGAGCAGCAGAAGCAAUUGUUCCUCUGGAUCCUCGUCUUGGCGUCAGAACAUAAGUUAUCCGUCUGAACGCGAUCUGAUGAAGGGUCAGUUCGAAUCUCAUCCCGCCUCCGCCUCCUCCUCCUCCUCCUUCUCCUGCUCUUCCCCUUCCUCUUCCUCCUGCUCCUCCUCCUCAUCUUCCAUGGCAACUGGCGUCACCACAUCACCCUCCUUCCUUAUGUCCACCUCGGCGGCAGCCUACGGCUCCCCGGGCUACUCGUUGCCGGGACAACCCAGCAGUGCGGUCUACUCUCAGCUCUACCCGGCCCUGCAUCGCGGCAUCACCGCCGCAGCUGCGGCAGCUGCAGUGGCAACAGCAGCGGCAGCCGCUGGAAGCCAGUCGCCCUGCUCCCCAUUAACUCCAUUGCUGGGGUCUGCGGGGCAGAUGGCGGCAGUUGGACAGACUUUUUCUACCGCUACCACGGCGUCGCCUCGACGACUCAUCUGCCACGAGGCUCCUCCUGCGCACCAGACCAGCGGUCGACAGGCCUCAGGCGCCGGUAGCCAUUUGUCUUCGGGCUCCGUAGACGGACCAACCAGCCUCCACUCCGGUCGGCCUGGA